Molecule: messenger RNA, 1357 nt
Organism: Drosophila elegans
Lineage: Eukaryota; Metazoa; Arthropoda; Insecta; Diptera; Drosophilidae
Product: major royal jelly protein 1
Exons: 3
Coding region: 85-1272 (395 amino acids)
Cellular component (GO): extracellular region
Source: RefSeq, a predicted model, not a curated record
CAAACGUGGCUUUCCAAGUGCUGAAUCUAUACAAUAUAUAUAUACGUAGUUGUGGCUGAGUUACCCCGAAGGAAACCAGCGAAAAUGUCGCAGCUGCAAUUGCUGUUGCUUAUAGUUUAUGCAUCCGUGGUUUGGGGCGCAUACAGUUCGUCCACUGAUGAAGCUGGUUCGGCAGAUGCCUCCAACUCCAUUGGGGGAACCAAGUGCGACAAGAAUCCGCUAAGUGAAUUAACCUUUCAGCUGAGUGGAAGCAGUCUCCACUGGCCCUGUGAAUCCACCAAGAAUAUAUACGUUCAGUCGGGCAGAUAUGUGCCCAGAAAUGUGAUUGUGACCCGGGCUCAACUGCAGCGGGAUUCGGCCUUUGUGGCCUUGCCAAGGUAUAAGCAGGGGGUGCCCUUCACCCUCGGCAAGGUCAACCUGAAGAAGGGCGAGUGCCUGACCAAGAUAGCCCCAUAUCCCUGCUGGGCCAUCCAGGAGGAGGGCAACUGCCAGGCCCUUCAGUCCGUCGUCGACAUUGCCGUCGAUCCGAAUGGACUUUUGUGGGCCUUGGACGUGGGCAUUGUCAACACCUUGGAGCAGCCCAUCAGGAGGUGCAGUCCCAAGAUCGUGGCCAUAAACACGGCCAACAACAAGGUGGUCAAGAGCAUCGACCUGAGUGACCUGGUCACCUCCGAGAGCCGCCUGCAGUUCAUUGUCGUUGACUACUCCAAGGACAAUAAGCCAUUCGUAUAUGUGGCUGAUGCCGGAGCGCGCAGUAUCCUGGUGUACGACAUCACCGGCAACAAGUCGUACCGCAUUGUCCUUCCGAAGGCCACCGCUCCCACCAGCGAUGUCCUGUACGUGGCCCUUACCUCGAAGCCCGAUGGAACCUCCACCCUGUUUUUCAGCUACCUCAGCUCACCGCGACUGUACUCCAUAAAGGGCGAGUACUUGCGAGUGGGUCAGGGAGCGGGUUCCAUCAUCGAUGUGGGUCCCAAGCCCUACGGGAAACAGGCUGUGCUCCUGGGAGCCGACGGAGGCACCUCCCUCUUCUUCCGCUACAAGGGCGAGAAUGAUAUAUACCUGUGGGACUCGGAGACCUGCUUCAAGGCCGCCAAUCUGCAGGAGGUGCAGCGCGGUGGCGACUGCCGCCUCUCCACCCAGGUCCUGCCGGGACACAAGCGAUUCAUGUGGGCGCUGGAGAGCAACUUCCACGACUUCAUCUCGGACCGGACGGGCUGCAAUGGAGCCUCGAUCGUCCUGCAUCCCGUGGUCAGGGAGUGCGACGACUAGGGAUCGCUCCACUUCAUUAGCUCUAAGAUUCGCAUUGAAUUGUUUUCGUUAUUGGGUCAAAGUAAAAUUUGGUGAUUGCUCAAAA